Messenger RNA from Owenia fusiformis, 1744 nucleotides. The record is from the annotation of a GenBank genome assembly. NCBI's taxonomy places the organism in Eukaryota, Metazoa, Annelida, Polychaeta, Sabellida, Oweniidae.
CGGGUGGAUCGGGAAUUCUUACGUAUACGAAACGAGAUUUUCACCAAAACUUUGCGGGAUACAAACCUCACAGGGACUUUGGAAAAGGGACUUCUAAAAUCAAAAGUGAAAGAGGUUGAAUUUGAAUCUAAGUUAAAGGACAUUAUACAUCAACUCAGUCGAACAAAUGAAUUAACUUCCAAGAUGGAAGGUGGUGUAAGAAACAUUAAAGGAGAUGCACACAAGUUGAAACAAAACCACCGGGAAAUGAAAAAAGGAUUGGAAAAAUUCAAAAAGAAAUUUGAAACUACUGAAAGGUUGGCCAGCAGUUUAAAGAACGCUUUGAGUGAUCUUAGAUCUGAGUGGAUUCAAAUCAAAAGAGAAGUACAAGACUCAAGAUCUGAAAGCAUGCAGCUAAAAUACGGUCAGAAUGAUAUCAUAUCAGAGGCAGCUUCACUAAACACACGCAUUGAAUCAACUGAACAAGACUCAAAAACGUUAAAAGACACUCAAAAUGAACUGAACACAAAUAUAAAUGCUCUCAAGAGAAAGGUAGAAGAGAUAAAAGGAGAUAAUGUCAUUUUGAAAAACAGCCAGAGUAACACAAGAUAUGAGCACGAAGAAAUCAAAAAAAAGUUGGCCCAAAUGGAUUCUGAUUCAACUGCAAUGUUACACGAUGUCAGAUAUCUAAAAGAGGUAACCAACAAACUCAAGCGACAAUUUCUGACCAUAGUUGAAAGUGGCAAGAACACAUCGACAUCACAAAUCACCAUUGAAAAUUUAUUGAAAAAGAUAGGUACCUACCAGUUUGAGAAAGAUUCAAAUGAUCUGAAUGAACAAAAUGAAAAGAUAGACAUUGGGAGCGAUGACGAUGUACCAAUGCUAAAUAUUCUCGGUGGUGGUAAAGUUCGCUUACGGAAUCCUAAAAACGAACAUGUCGAAAUCAAAGAACCACCAGAGAGAAAUCAACAGAAAACAAGAGCAAUACCAAAAGAUUGCCAUGAUUUAUACAAGAAUGGUUUUGAAGUCAGCGGUGUCUACAGGAUAAUGCCCAAAGGGACGGCCAUGUUGGAUGACGUGUACUGCCAGUAUGUCAACAACACUGGUUGGACUGUCAUACAGAGGCGGGUGGAUGGAGUAACUAGUUUCAAUAAUGGCUGGAUAGAAUACAAAUAUGGAUUUGGAAAUCUUUAUUCUGACUUUUGGCUCGGCAAUGAAAAGCUUCAUCAUCUCACAAACCAGAGAGAUUAUACAUUACGUGUUGAUAUGUGGGAUUGGGAAGGCAAUCAGGCGUAUGCAGAAUACCAUACGAUGAAGAUAUCUAGCGAGAAAGAGAAGUACACGUUAAACGUUACUGGGUAUUCUGGCAAUGCCGGCGAUUCACUUACGUUCCAUGAAGGCAUGGCGUUCAGUACCCAGGAUUACGAUAACGACAGACAUGUGAAGAAUUGUGCAGCAGAUAAUAAAGGAGGAUGGUGGUUCCAUAGCUGCUUUUCCAGUCAUCUGAACGGCGUCUACCAGAAACGCUGGUACUCGGAGAAUGGACGCUCCUUUGCGGAUGGCAUCGUGUGGUACACACUGAAGCAUGACGAAUUUUACUCUCUCAAGAAGGUGGAAAUGAAAUUGAGACCAAAUUCUAAUUAAUUUAUUUUGGGACAUUUGAUCUAAUAUCUACUUAAUACUUAUUCAAAAAGACAACAUGCCACCAAAAACAAUUAAAGGACGUGAAAAGAGACAACAUGUUAAAGCCUACAUUGUAGUUUUA